Molecule: messenger RNA, 1163 nt
Organism: Paraphaeosphaeria sporulosa
Lineage: Eukaryota; Fungi; Ascomycota; Dothideomycetes; Pleosporales; Didymosphaeriaceae
Exons: 3
Coding region: 31-900 (289 amino acids)
Biological process (GO): protein N-linked glycosylation
Cellular component (GO): oligosaccharyltransferase complex; membrane
Source: RefSeq, a predicted model, not a curated record
CAGCUCCACGUCAACACCACACCCGCCACAAUGAGGUUCCUCCGGUCGCUCGUUCCCUCUCUGCUUGUUAGCUCGGCUGCAAUCGUGUCGGCUGCCUCUUCCUGGAGUUUUGAAGAUGCCACCGUCACAGUAUCAAACAAAGGCGCUGGAGUGGGUGCUGGUGCGAAGGACAAAUUGAGCGCUACGUCCCCGCUGUCGAAAUCCGUAUCUCUGGGCGCCACCGACACGCUGAAGCUCCAACUCACCACCGUGGACGGGAAGAAAGCCACGCGGCCACACCAGGCCUUCCUCACCCUUACCGACCCUGCGACCGGCGUGGAGGAAUCAUUCCUCCUCAAUGUAAAAGACAGUGGAAAGGGCAGCCUGAACCUGGCCCAUAAGGACCUCCCGCACCAAUUCCUCACCUCGUCGAAGCCACUCCCUGCCUCAAUCGUCAUCGGCUCUUUCGGCUCCUCGACCGCCUACAAGGCCAAGGUCUUCGACCUCAACGUCGCCCGCGACCCCAACGUCCCGCUCGCCGUCCCCGAGAAGCCUCUCCGCUACGCCGCCGAGAAGGAGAUCCACCACAUCUUCCGCGACGACCCGCGCUCACCGCCCAAAAUCAUAACGCUGAUCUUCGCGGCUGCCGUUGCUGCUGCGCUGCCUGCGCUGUUCAUCGUCUGGGGAACGUUGGGUGCAAAUGCGAACCACCUUAGCAAGGCUCUGGGCAACGCGCCCAUCGCGCAUGCCGUGUUUUUCGGAUCGAUUCUUGCCAUGGAGGGUAUCUUCUUCUUGUACUACACCACCUGGAACCUGUUCCAGACCCUGCCCGCCGCCACUGUGGUUGGCUUUGUGGCUUUCAUUAGCGGUAGCCGGGCGCUCUCUGAGGUCCAGGAGAGGCGGCUGGCUGGGCUGAGAUGAUCGUAUAUACGACGAAGUAUAUAUAAGACAUAGUGGAGGGAGCCAUGUAUCCGACAAAAGGUAGGAUGACAAAUUCGAGUCGCAGCGGGUGAUUCUAUGGCUUGGGCUCAUGAGAAGGGCAAAAAAGGGCAUGAUGACGUGCAGUAUGUAAAACAGAUACAGAGAGCCAUAUAACUGCACCGCGCUAGACAUCCGCAGGCGAUGUCGCAGCGCAUUUCGAAGACAUGCGAAUCGCACAGCGUAUCUUAAUCGAACUACCCUAC